AUGCAGUGGUCGGAGAAAGAAGCCAUGGGAAGAAGGAAAGUGGAGAUCAAACGAAUUGAGAACAAAAGCAGUCGACAAGUCACUUUCUGUAAACGACGAAACGGUCUUAUGGAGAAAGCUCGUCAGCUCUCCGUUCUCUGUGGAUCCUCCGUUGCUGUUGUCAUCGUCUCCUCCACCGGAAAACUCUAUAGCUCCUCCUCCGGCGAGAGUAUGGCCAAUAUCCUCAAGCGCUUUGAAAUACAACAUGCUGAUGAUCUAAAAACCUUGGAUUUUGCAGAAAAAACUCGGAAUUAUCUUUCACACAAGGACAAGCUUGAAGAAGCAGAAAGCGAUAAUGUAAGUGUAGAUUCUCUAAUUUCCCUGGAAGAGCAGCUCAAGGCUGCUCUGUCUGUAACUAGAGCUCGGAAGACAGAGUUCAUUACGGAGCUUGUGAAGACCCUUCAAGAAAAGGAGAAGCUGUUGAGAGAAGAGAACCAGGUUUUGGCUAGCCAGCUAUCAAAGAUGGAGAAGAAAAGGUUUCUGGAGACAGAAGAUGAGAGAGCAAUGUCACUGGAAAAUAACUCCGGCAACAAACCACCGAAGACUCUUACGCUGCUCAAGUAACCACCAUCAUCAACGGCUGGCAUUUGACCAUCCUUCACAGUUUCACGUAUUUUUUGUGUUGUUGACACGAAGUAGGAUAGGUGAGAGGGUUUAUAUACUAGUUUUGAUUGCUUCAGCGUGAAGAACCCUAAAUGGCCAAAAUUAUUAAAUUUUGUUAUUAUUAAAUUUUUUGGAAAAAGCAUUCCUGUUAAAUUUUUUUAUUUAAAUGCUUAGUUGUCACUUUACCUUCGUAGCAAAGCUACAUCAUAUGCUUCUUACUUCUUAACUAUGAAUUUAGAUGUUUUUUAUAGA
This is a messenger RNA of Thlaspi arvense, 894 nucleotides long. The record is from the annotation of a GenBank genome assembly. Lineage: Eukaryota; Viridiplantae; Streptophyta; Magnoliopsida; Brassicales; Brassicaceae.